AUGGGAAGCCGAAGUAGAUCUCGAGCGGUAAAGCCGAUCGGAAGUGGCUUUUCGCAUCUAUCUGUCAAAGGAAACCAUCGCAUCAUCAUCGGAGUUGACUACGGAACAACAUACACAGGCAUAAGCUAUAUUGACUCAUCGAACACUGCCCAGUGUAGUAUAAGAGACGUUCAUGAUGUUCGUACGUUUCCAGGUCCUGGAAAAGAGGCCAACGCAGUAUGGAAAACGCCAUCGAGGAUUGCCUACAGCAAGGAAAACCAGGGAUGUACUGAGAACCAGUUUGGCUUUCAAGUGACUCCAAAGAUGAUUAGCUAUAGCUGGACCAAGCUCUUGCUUGACCAACAGGCUCGCACCACUGAUUUUGACGACCCGUCGCUCAAACAAUCGGAAGGAGAAGGUAUGCUAAAGCUGCCUUGUCACAAGACUGCCACCGAUGUGGUGACCGACUUCCUUAGCGAGAUUUACGACUGGACCUUGCAAUAUCUGGAGAAGAGAGUGUCACCGGAGAUUCUCGCUGUGACAGCAUUAGAAUUCUGGUUCACGGUUCCUGCCAUUUGGUCCGACCAGGCAAAAGACGCAACAUUGUCAGCUGCUAUGGCUGCGGGGUUUGCUUCGGGAGCCCAAGACCGUAUCUUUCUCGUGCUUGAGCCGGAGGCAGCUGGAGUAGCAACAUUGAAAGGUUUUUCAGAGAGAAACUCUGCAGCAAGCGUUCAGCGUGGUGAUGGAGUUCUUAUCUGCGACUGCGGCGGUGGUACUGUAGACAUAACUUCGUACAGCGUACUACAAGUCGCACCUAAACUCGAGUUCGAAGAAAUUGUUCCGGGGACCGGUGGAAAGUGCGGAUCAACUUACAUCGACCGAGAGUUUCACAGAUGGAUGUCACAAACCUUCGGCCGGAAGUUUGACCAGUUGAAAUUCGAGAAGAAAGGACCGGGGUCUCGGUUUAUGAAGGAAUUCGAAUGCCACAAACGCGACUUCGGUUACUCGGACAACCUCCUCGACCAACUGUAUGAACUCAACCUCGUGAUUCCACAGGCUGAAGAUUCGGAAUUCUACGACGGGGACGAGUCUGUUGUCAAGCUGAAUGGACGCACGAUGUUGAGUUUCUUCGAACCUGUUGUCAAGAAGAUCAUCGCCCUACUAAAUCAGCAAAUUGACGCAGCAAACAGAAUCAGCAAACAGUGUAUCAUAAAUCGUGUUGUCCUUGUUGGUGGUUUCGGAGAUUCACCCUACUUGAACACUCAAGUGCGAAAGUGGUGUCAGACAAAAGACAUAAGACUGACAUGCCCAGAAGAUCCACAAGCAGCUAUCGCUCGUGGAGCAGCCCUUCGGGGACUAGACUCUAUCGCGCCGAUUCGAAGAAGAUGCAGACGUCACUAUGGUAUUGGGGUCUGGAUGUUAUUUCGAGAAGGAAUAGACCCUGAAUCGUCUGCUAUGAGUUGGGAGUGGACAGGAGAAAAGAUGUGUAGAUCGCGGAUAGAUUGGACCAUCGAAAAAGGCCAAAUCAUAGAUGAGCAGACGAAAAUCAGUAUGCCACAGGUGCACAUGUUAUAUGAAAGAGAAGGUAUGACUCAAGACGCUAGGCUCUACUCCUGCACGUCGGAGGUGCCACCAGACUAUCAAUGGGAUCCAUCAGUUGAGAAGGUCGCGGUGCUUAAGCACACGCUACAACAAUCUCAUCUCGAAGCUUUCGAGUCGAAAAUUUCAGACGGAUACAAGUGCUGGAAAAUUGAAUACACCAGAGAGGUCUGUCUGGGAUCAAAAGAGGGGACUCUGAAGUUUAGAGUUGUGCGGGAUAAAGAGGAGUGGGGAAGCACGGAGAUAAAUUUUGACACCAGAGGACGAAAGUGA
This is a messenger RNA of Dothidotthia symphoricarpi CBS 119687, 1851 nucleotides long. RefSeq names its product hsp70-like protein. Gene Ontology annotation, molecular function: ATP-dependent protein folding chaperone; ATP binding. Bases 1 to 1851 code for a protein of 616 amino acids. The transcript is spliced from 6 exons. The record is from RefSeq and is a predicted model, not a curated record. NCBI's taxonomy places the organism in Eukaryota, Fungi, Ascomycota, Dothideomycetes, Pleosporales, Dothidotthiaceae.